Heterocephalus glaber (naked mole-rat) is the source of this 3903-nucleotide messenger RNA. The record is from RefSeq and is a predicted model, not a curated record. Lineage: Eukaryota; Metazoa; Chordata; Mammalia; Rodentia; Bathyergidae.
UCCAGGGGCGGGGGGGCCCGCGGCGCACGCAGUUGGGGCGAGCGGCUGCUGCAGCGGACCCGGGAGCCGGAGCGGGAGCAGGAGCGGCAUCCUGAUCACAGCCCGCGGGGCCCGCCGCAGCCAUGGGCAACCGCGGUAUGGAGGAUCUCAUCCCGCUGGUCAACCGGCUGCAGGAUGCCUUCUCCGCCAUCGGCCAGAACGCGGACCUCGACCUGCCGCAGAUCGCCGUGGUGGGCGGCCAGAGCGCCGGCAAGAGCUCGGUGCUCGAGAAUUUCGUAGGCAGGGAUUUCUUGCCCCGCGGAUCUGGCAUUGUCACCCGGCGUCCCCUGGUCCUGCAGCUGGUCAAUGCUACCACAGAAUACGCCGAGUUCCUGCACUGCAAGGGGAAGAAGUUCACCGACUUCGAAGAGGUACGCCUGGAGAUCGAGGCUGAGACCGACCGGGUCACAGGCACCAACAAGGGCAUCUCGCCAGUGCCCAUUAACCUGCGAGUCUACUCGCCACACGUGCUGAACCUGACCCUGGUGGACCUGCCCGGAAUGACCAAGGUCCCCGUGGGAGACCAGCCUCCCGACAUCGAGUUCCAGAUCCGGGACAUGCUUAUGCAGUUCGUCACCAAGGAGAACUGCCUCAUCUUGGCCGUGUCCCCUGCCAACUCUGACCUGGCCAACUCGGAUGCCCUCAAGAUCGCCAAGGAGGUGGACCCCCAGGGCCAGCGCACCAUUGGGGUCAUCACCAAGCUGGACCUCAUGGACGAGGGCACAGACGCCCGAGAUGUGCUGGAGAACAAACUGCUCCCCCUGCGCAGAGGUUACAUUGGGGUGGUGAACCGGAGCCAGAAGGACAUAGAUGGCAAGAAAGACAUCACAGCUGCCCUGGCUGCUGAACGCAAGUUCUUCCUCUCCCACCCAUCCUACCGCCACCUGGCUGACCGCAUGGGGACACCCUACCUGCAGAAGAUCCUCAACCAGCAACUGACGAACCACAUCCGGGACACACUGCCAGGGCUGCGGAACAAGCUGCAGAGCCAGCUGCUGUCCAUUGAGAAGGAAGUGGAGGAGUACAAGAACUUCCGCCCUGAUGACCCAGCCCGAAAGACCAAGGCCCUGCUGCAGAUGGUUCAGCAGUUUGCGGUAGACUUUGAGAAGCGCAUCGAGGGCUCCGGAGACCAGAUUGACACCUAUGAACUGUCAGGGGGAGCCCGCAUUAACCGGAUCUUCCAUGAGCGCUUCCCCUUUGAGCUGGUCAAGAUGGAGUUUGAUGAGAAGGAGCUCCGACGGGAGAUCAGCUAUGCUAUCAAGAACAUCCAUGGCAUUAGGACGGGCCUCUUCACACCUGACCUCGCUUUUGAAGCCACAGUGAAAAAGCAGGUGCAGAAGCUCAAAGAGCCCAGUAUCAAGUGUGUGGAUAUGGUAGUCAGUGAGCUCACGGCCACCAUCAGAAAGUGUAGCGAAAAGCUCCAGCAGUACCCUCGGCUGCGCGAGGAGAUGGAGCGCAUCGUCACCACCCACAUCCGGGAGCGCGAGGGCCGCACCAAGGAGCAGGUCAUGCUUCUCAUUGAUAUUGAGCUGGCUUACAUGAACACCAACCAUGAAGACUUCAUAGGCUUUGCCAAUGCUCAGCAGAGGAGUAACCAGAUGAACAAGAAGAAGGCUUCCGGGAACCAGGAUGAGAUUCUGGUCAUCCGGAAGGGCUGGCUGACCAUCAACAACAUUGGCAUCAUGAAGGGGGGCUCCAAGGAGUACUGGUUUGUGCUCACCGCUGAGAACCUGUCCUGGUAUAAGGAUGACGAGGAGAAAGAGAAGAAAUACAUGCUGUCUGUGGACAACCUGAAGCUGCGCGACGUGGAGAAGGGCUUCAUGUCGAGCAAGCACAUCUUCGCCCUCUUCAACACGGAGCAGAGGAAUGUCUACAAGGAUUAUCGGCAGCUGGAACUGGCCUGCGAGACACAGGAGGAGGUGGACAGCUGGAAGGCCUCCUUCCUGCGGGCUGGCGUAUACCCUGAGCGUGUUGGGGACAAGGAGAAAGCCAGUGAGACGGAGGAGAACGGCUCUGACAGCUUCAUGCACUCCAUGGACCCUCAGCUGGAGCGGCAGGUGGAGACCAUCCGGAACCUGGUGGACUCGUACAUGGCCAUUGUCAACAAGACUGUGCGGGACCUCAUGCCGAAGACCAUCAUGCACCUCAUGAUCAACAACACCAAGGAGUUCAUCUUCUCGGAGUUGCUGGCCAACCUGUACUCGUGCGGGGACCAGAACACGCUGAUGGAGGAGUCUGCCGAGCAGGCGCAGCGGCGCGACGAGAUGCUGCGCAUGUACCACGCGCUGAAGGAGGCUCUCAGCAUCAUCGGCGACAUCAACACGACCACCGUCAGCACGCCCAUGCCCCCGCCCGUGGACGACUCCUGGCUGCAGGUGCAGAGCGUACCGGCCGGACGCAGAUCGCCCACGUCCAGCCCCACGCCGCAGCGCCGAGCCCCCGCCGUCCCCCCAGCCCGGCCCGGGUCGCGGGGCCCUGCUCCUGGGCCUCCGCCUGCUGGAUCCGCCCUGGGGGGGGCGCCCCCCGUGCCCUCCAGGCCGGGGGCUUCCCCUGACCCCUUCGGUCCCCCUCCCCAGGUGCCCUCGCGCCCCAACCGUGCCCCGCCUGGGGUGCCCAGAAUCACUAUCAGUGACCCCUGAGGAGUGUCAGCCACGCAGGAAGGGCCCGGCCUCGCCUACGAGACCUGCAGCGCCCCGACCAGCUGAGGGUCCCCUCUUAGACCUAUAAGUCUGGUCCCUGGCAUCAGCUGCUGCCCUUUCAGCCUCCCCAGGGUUCCCUCCGAGGACUCCUGAGCUUUCUGACUCCCUGAGGGGCCUCCAGGACUCUCCAGCCACCCCUUUUAGAUUUGCCCUCCUGGCUCCAGCCGUCUUCUUCUUCUAGCCUGCCGGCUGUUGUGUGGGACUCCCCGAGAUUAGGGGUGGCUCUGGGCCAGUGGGAUGGAAGACAGGGUGACCCGAGAAGAGGGAGGCCUGCCACGUGUCUGGAACUGGGUGCACUGCCUGGUGAUGUGUGAGGCUGCGCGUGUGGCAGGGGACACCCCAGCCUUUGCCCGGAUUACCCGGGAGCUCCGGCCCACCGCCUCCAGCAACCCGUUCCCAUCCUCCUUCCCUUUCCCAUCUGUCCGUCCGCCUCGUCUCUUUCCAGAAACCUCACCAUGCCCACACUGCGUCAUCCCCUCCUGCCGCUGCUGGGCCAUGGCUGCCUUGCCUUACCAGCUCUCUCCUUCCUUCUCUCUCCCGGUUUCUCUCUUGGCCUUCUCUCCAACUGCCAGCCGAUCGGGUCAGGCAAGUCCAUCCCGUCCUGAGAGUCCCAGGCCCCCCUUCGACCUCUAACCAGAUCCCUCCUAUUCCUCGGAGACCUCCCCAAAGCCUGCCUGGACGGCUGUUCUGUGACUUGACAGUGGCUCCCCGGCCCCAAAGCGUCCCCUUCAUCUGUGACUUAGUCUGUUGUAGUGGUGAGCUGACACAUCCAGGCGUGACAACGGUGAACUCUUGUGCCCCUGUGUGGUAUAUUGCUCCCGCCCUUAUCUAUAAAUAUCUAUAAAUACUCAUAUAUAUAUAUAUAUACAUAUAUACAUAUAUAUGGCAAACAGCCUCGCCUCUAGUGUUGGGAAUCAAUCACCAUGCUGUCCUUGUGGAGUCUUGUGGCCCAACUACAAGGGAACACUGUCACCGACACCCCCCUUCUGCAGUGAGCCUCCCUGCCCUGCUUGGCCUGUGGACAGCCAGCCCCCCGGCCAUCCUUUCCGUAACCCCCCCACCCAAAGCAUGGGGGCACUGCAAUGGCAGCUGUGUGGUUCUCUGACCGCCACCAGUCCUGCUCUCUCUUGGCUGAGAAUAAAACCUGUACCUGGACUAUGGGAAA